UUUGAAAGCUCGAAGUCGACCAGCGCCCACCCUUUUGGUGCGCCGGGGAUGAUGAUGCUCAGAAUCGCGGCUUUCCUGGUUUCAGCGGCUGGAGCGACGGCACCCAACUCGGACUGGUGCGCAUGGGUGCCCAAAGGGGCUUUGCAGUAUGUCAGCGAGUGCAACAGUACUGUCAAAGUGGCUGACCCACUGUCGGCGGGAUGCGGAGUAUGGUGCCCCUGGGUGCCGCAGCCUGUGUGGCAUAACAUCACGGUGUGCCAGAGAUGCGAGAUGGCAAAGAUCUCCUCCGAGGUGGCCAGCCCGGGAACUUCUAGCACGGGCCUGAAGGUCAAGCAGGCGGCACCGGCGGUGUAUCCUGCCUGGUGCGCCUACGUGCCGUGGGCAAGUUUGCCAAAGGUCCUGCCAUGUGCUGGUUACAAGGAUGGCUACGGCCGACCGGUUGAUGGCUACCGUCCCGACUGCCAGGGCUGGUGUCAGUGGGUUCCUGGCCCCUCCUGGCAGUUUGCACCAGGUUGCAAGGGCUGCACUGCUGGUGCGGCGGACUACGUGCCAGCUGGAUUGGGAUGUGCCAGUUGGUGCGAGUGGGUGCCACGUGCUUCGUGGCAGUUCACUUCAG
Symbiodinium pilosum is the source of this 616-nucleotide messenger RNA. The record is from the annotation of a GenBank genome assembly. Lineage: Eukaryota; Dinophyceae; Suessiales; Symbiodiniaceae.